This is a messenger RNA of Phyllopteryx taeniolatus (common seadragon), 3157 nucleotides long. RefSeq names its product clathrin, light chain B (gene cltb). The transcript is spliced from 6 exons. Gene Ontology annotation, cellular component: postsynaptic endocytic zone cytoplasmic component; plasma membrane; synaptic vesicle membrane. The record is from RefSeq and is a predicted model, not a curated record. Gene Ontology annotation, molecular function: clathrin heavy chain binding; structural molecule activity. Bases 326 to 979 code for a protein of 217 amino acids. Lineage: Eukaryota; Metazoa; Chordata; Actinopteri; Syngnathiformes; Syngnathidae. Gene Ontology annotation, biological process: clathrin-dependent endocytosis; intracellular protein transport; clathrin coat assembly.
AGCCAGGAGAUGGAGCCACACAACAAGAAGCUCUGGUCGCCUGUGGCUGGGGACUGGCUGGCCGCUUCCAUUAUCGAUGAUUGAAUCAAAUGGAGAAAUCAUGAAUCAUCAGUGAGGUCUUUCAGUCGCAGAUUGUUUUCACAAAGCCCGAUUAGACGGUUGUUGUUUUUUUCCCCCACUGCCGUUCUUUAGCGCUAUCUGUGCCCUUACAAGUGAAAUAGUUUUCAUUUGUUCGGUUGCUGGGCCGUUGGUGAUUAAACAAAGGUUUGUUUGCCCCGAUAACACACACUCAGCUUAGUUAAACUUGUCAACACUUUUGUGAAAGAUGGCUGACAACGGAGCACACCCGACAGAAGAGGACCCGGCCGCCGCGUUUCUAGCCCAGCAGGAGAGCGAGAUAGCUGGUAUAGAAAAUGACGCCGACGAAGGGUAUGGGAUGCUGGAAGAGCCCCCGGAGCUAUCGACGAACGACUACGACUCUUUUGGGGAGGAGCAAGCCACAGUGAACGGGGAUCUGUUUCAGGAGUCCAAUGGCCCCACGGAUAACUACGCAGCCAUCGCACAGGUGGAUAUUCAGAGACAAGAACCAGAAAGUCUACAAAAGUGGAGGGAGGAACAGAAAGCACGUCUUGAGGCUUUAGACUCUGCAUCCAAGGCAGCAGAGGCUGAAUGGAGAGAGAAGGCCAAAAAGGAGCUGGAAGACUGGCACGUGCACCAGAGCGAGCAGAUGGAGAAAAACAAGGCCAACAACAGGAUUGCUGACAAGGGUUUCUACAAACAGCCCAACUCUGAUCUAAUAGGUUUUGUAGCGUCAGAGGAGGCCUUCCUUGCCGAGAGCGACUGCGACGGCCCCGCUUCGGCGUGGGAGCGCGUUGCCCAUCUCUGCGACUUCAAUCCCAAGACCAACAAGCAGGCCAAGGAUGUGUCCCGAAUGCGCUCCGUGCUCAUCUCACUCAAACAGACCCCUCUCGUCCGCUAACGGGACUCGCUCGCACUAACUUUGCCUUUUCACUUGUAACCAAACCUCAACAUCAGAAGAGUUUGUAAUCCCCCUUUUUGCAGAAAACUCCCAAUAUAGUGUACGUGUAACAGUGGUUCUUAACCUGGGUUCAGUCGAACGCCAAGGGUUUGAUGAGUCAGUCUCAGGGGUUCAGCAGAGGUCAAGACACACACAUUGUGUGUGUGCUUGCGUGCAUCUGUCUGUAAAGACCUUUUCACACUGCACUUGCUGUAGCCGUGCGCAGCGUGUUGUCAACGAACCCAUUAUGUAUCUACUGCGAGGGUGCAACGACAACACUGUGGUGCGCCUCGAGUUGAAAAAUCAACUCGGGAGCAGCGUCACUGUGAUGCCUCAUCCAAUAGGAGAGGAAUUUACAGAGGGAUUUCAGAGUGCUAACAGUAAUAGACCAACGAGCGGGAAAGGGAGCCAUGCUACUUCCUGGUGGGUCGCUAAGCAACCACUUCCAAAUAUGGGCAAGCUUGCACCAGAGCACCGUCGUCCCUGCCAAAGCCAUUGAAAACAAAGUCUGGACACUCUUGAUCUCACCACACUGGUCUGCAUUGGUUAAAUACACAUCACAUGGUUAAUGGAUGCCAUGUUGUUUGUAUUCCCAGCAUUGCCUUGCAUUAGCCUUGGACAGUUUUUGGCCUUUUUAAGUGGAUAUUUGACAAUUUUUCAAAACAAUUGUGUGGCUGUAAGCAGGAUAAGCAGAGUAGAUGCAUCAUUUCCCGGGGAGAGAAAAAAAACGCCGCCCCUGUAAGGUAAACCCUAUGUUAAUUAACCAAGCACAAUUACUUUAAAGGGAUUAAUAAUUGUUUUUUUUAAAUAGGGGUGCUCACAAAUGCACGCCCUGGCCUCUUCUGACAGCCUUGGUAAAGAAAAACAUAGAGCUGAUUUCUUUCACAGUUCAAUAACUGGCCAUGAUGAUAAUCUCAGAUUAACAUGAACUAUAUACAAUUAUUUUUUUUUAGAUUUCUGUGGAAACUAUCCUACUUACAUAUGGUAAAUUUUGGAAAUAGUCAAUUGCAUUGCAUGGCAUGGCAAUGUUAUGUCAAGCUGCGUAACAAUAAGGCACAGUCCAGACUUGGUUUUCUAUGGCUUUGGUCCCUGCAUCCUGUCCUGCAGUGAACACCAAGAAAGCCAAGUACAAUGUGAAAAGGCCUUGACACUUCAGAACAACAACACUCUCAACCUUUCAGUGUCACCAAAUCGUAGUGUGUCCGCUGAUUCAAAGCCCUUGAGAUACUCAUAGUUUGUUACAAAGUAUCUUUGCAAACAAUCCUUUUCAAGGAUGAUAUACAUAAAAACAAAAAAAGGAACAGACUUUGUUACAAAAAAUGAUAGUGUGACACUUGCAGUAAACUUUCAUUGAGGUUUCUUUUUUGUAAAGUUCUUGGAACACUGAUUUUGUGUCCAACUGAUGCGUGGUUUAUUUUGUGCAAUAAUGAAAGAUUGCUGUUUUGCAUUUUAUCAUUUUAUUUUACCAAUUACGAAGGGUUCGGUGAACACGUGUAUGAAACUUGCGAGGUUCAGUACCUCCAACAAGGUUAAGAACCACUGGUAUGUAACCUUCCAACGUCUCUUGUUGCCUCUUUUAUUGGAAUCUUACUCUUGUGGCACCAUGAAGGACUGCUCUUAUUAUUAAAUUAAGGUUUUAUCAUUACUGAGGAAAAUACUGUUACUAUUAAGUUAACCAUUUCUUACCCUUUAAAUUCUGUUCAUUUUGGUCACUUUUAAUGCAUGCCUCUGCCAAGGUUUUAAAUGAAUAUUAUAAUUUUUUAGCUCAUUCUGUAGUCAGAUACUUGCAGAUUGUAACCACAUAUGCCUCUCAAUAAUGCAGAACCACAACCUUGGGAAUGUUUGUUGUACCCUCUAAUAGUUUGCCAAUAGGGUUUCAAUAUCUUCUACACACUUAGAAGCUGUAGAUAAAUUGGACAGUUCAAAGCAGCAAAACAAUAUUCCCCAGCCAAACAAUUUUGCUAUUACUGUACAUCGAAAUUCACAGUUGAAGGCUUGAGCCGCUUUCUCGUUUUAUACACUGCAAACAACUGUCAAAUUUCACAUUCUUUCACAUGUUGCCUAUUUGGAUAUUAUGAAAGUUGAGGAAAGAAUGUUAAAAGGGAAUUGGUCAAUAAAAAACUAGACUAAUCACUUGUA